Molecule: messenger RNA, 5873 nt
Organism: Achroia grisella
Lineage: Eukaryota; Metazoa; Arthropoda; Insecta; Lepidoptera; Pyralidae
Gene: MESR4
Exons: 2
Coding region: 325-5619 (1764 amino acids)
Biological process (GO): regulation of transcription by RNA polymerase II
Cellular component (GO): nucleus
Molecular function (GO): RNA polymerase II transcription regulatory region sequence-specific DNA binding; DNA-binding transcription factor activity, RNA polymerase II-specific
Source: RefSeq, a predicted model, not a curated record
UUAGCUUCUCGUAAUGUGCUGCAGUUUUCUGUAAUUGUUUGGAAAUAAACAUUAAAACGUGAUUAUUUUAUCUUAUUUGUCAUUAUUUGUGUAAUGCAAAAUCUAAAAAAUGAUUGUGAAUUGUGAUAAAAGCGGUAGAAAUCGACAACAACGCUUUUGAUAUUACCAUUCUUCGCUCAGCGAAGUGACGCCAUUUUACGGGAAUGAUCAGCCCGCGGCUGCCUCACAGUAAGCCUAAUGUAAGGAUUGCAUUGUCUAAACGGAUGCACGGAAACAAAUCUUUAUUAUUGUACUCGUACUGGACGUACGAUUUUAGAGAAAAUUAUGGAAGAUGGUAAUGUUUUCAAUACGAAAGACGACAAACACGCCUCAGCAUUAUUGGCAAACUUAUACAGUGAUAGACACUCCAAAUUGACGUCGAAUGGACACGAUCCAGUCGGGGAGACGUCGAGCCCCUCAGAAGACUCGUAUAAUCAGUGCCGGUCCAACAUUGACAACUCCAAGGACGACAAGUUCCGAAAACGCAUUAACCCUUUAAGAAUACAUCUUGGCAAAAGACCUUUUGUGGACAAUUCACUUCAAUAUCAUAGUUCAGUGAAAAAGAAAAAACAAGUGCAUAAAUCUAGUGAUACAAAAUCAAUACCUAACUCUUAUCCUAGAGUGCCGAAACUUAUUCCUAAGCGUGUAGACAGAAACCAAUUUCAUAAUGUCACAUCACAAAUGGGAUGUAGUGCAGUGGAUAAUGAACAGGACAAGCCCACACCCCGGCUUGUGCCCAAAAGCCAAUUGCUACAGUUCAAAAAGGGUAAGAUUGAAAAAGGCGCCCAAUUGAAGGAAUAUGCACAAAGUCUGGGUUUACAGCCCAUGGUGAAGUUCAAAUGUAGAAAGUGCUGUUCAAUGUCAUUCAAAACAUUAGCAAUGUUAAAAGACCAUCAGUUAGUGUGUCGCGCACAAGCAAAGGAGCCAACCUUGAGUCCAGAAGCCACACCUACUGCUGAAGUAAGCUCUGGUGGUCCUUCGAGAGUGACAAGAAAGGUGUAUUUGUGUUCAGCCUGUGGUACUUAUUAUGAGAACUGGAAUCUCUUUCUUCACAUGCGGGAAGUUCAUAGUAGACAUAUUUGUUUGUUCUGUUUGGGCAUGUUUUCAAAAGCAGAAAAGUUGUCAUUGCAUUUAACUAAUAAACACAACGUUCAAGAGUUCAGCUAUGAUAACAAAAAAGAAUUUAUGGAUAUCUACAAUGGAACACUAUAUUUAAUGUGUUGUGUCUGUGAUGAGAUCUGUAGUGAACAAGAUGAUUUUUUCAAUCAUGAUUGUAACAACAUUAAGCCAAAACCUGUGCCUGUACUCAUUAGUAAAAAUGCAGUAAAGUCUAACAGUAUGAGAAAUAUAAAAAAUUCUAACGAAAUAUCAACAAAUGGCCCUAUGAGUGUAGUUAAUCCGUUAGCGAAACCUGUUAGUGAGAAGAAACCUUACAUGAAUGAAAUUAAACCUGAAACAGUUACAUCACAAACACAAAAAGUUCCAGUAGGAGUAACGGACUAUGAGCCUGUCAAUAGUGAUUCAAGUGCUAGCUCUGAGACCUCUGCCGCUACUAGUAAGGAUAUUAGUGAUACAAUAGACUCGGGUAUGCAAUUGGAGAGUUCAAAUACUAAAUCAGAAGGAAGCCCUGCACAUGAAAAUAAUUUCAGUUCCAAAAUAGACAAGCAGUUACAUCCGAAUGGGGAUGAUAGUUUAGAUCUGUCAGAUGAAAGUAAUUCACCAAUUCCUGAUGAUUUUAAUAAGUAUUCUAAUGAUGAAUUUUCAACAAAGCCAGUAGAUGCUGUUCAUUUACCUGUUGAAAAGGAAAAAGAAUGUGGUAUUAAAUUAAAACUUAGUUUAAAUAAAGCUAAUUCACCAGUUAUUAUUAAUUCAACAGUAGAUCCAACAAUUGGGCAAAAUGUCACACAUAAACCACCAACUCGAGUAAGAAGACCACCUAAGCGUUAUGAAAAGGAAAAACCAGUAGUAGAUACAUACCAUACAAAACCACCAUCAAUAAAAAUGACCAUUUGUGAUAAAGCAGACAGUCCAUUUGUUAAAACAACUAUAAUUGAAAAUAACAAAGAAACAACUCUGAAAACUCUUUUAAAUAAUAAUUUAGAAUCUGUAUCAAAAUCUCCAGAACAAAAAUCAGAAAAUACUAUAAAGUCUACAAUUUAUGAUAACAAAAUAGAAGAUGUGAAUACAUUGAACAGGGUACCAAAGCUAACAGUCAGAGUUCCUAAAGAGCUUUUGGACAAAGAUUCUUCCAGUGAUUAUUCAUCAGAUAGUGAUGUUAGUGACAAGCUAACAGUCGAUGAAAACAGCACUAUAAAGGAGUCGGAAAAUAAUAAAGUAGAAAUUCCACUAAAGGAGGAAGUGCAACAACCCCAGCCUCCUGAAAUACCUCAGUUUAAUGAGGAAAUUAAGGAAGACAUUACAGUACUAAAACAAGAGGAUGUUAAGCCACAAAUUGCAGAUGAUGAGGAAAACAAAAUAGAACCUAAGACUGAACCCACAGAACAUGACAUGACUAUUGAACCAAAAGUAGAAGAACCUGAAAUUCCUGUAACUGAAUUAUCACUAGAUAAGCCACUGGACAAAUAUCCUCUUAAAGAUCUGUUAAAGGUAUUCCUAGCAUCAACAUGCCAUAACUGUAUUUACUGUAAUCAUGUUCGUAAAAUUGCUGUGAAUUGUGAGCAGCUUUCACUACAUAUGGUGGCUCAGCAUCGUUUUUCAGCCACUGUUGAUAGUAUAACUGCAGAAGUGUUGUUACCAGAGACUAUUACAGCCAAACUGAAGACAGGAGCACAAGAUCUUUUGUCUGUUUAUAUAAACUUGAACUCUUAUGAUAGUGCCGAAAUGUAUGAUGAUGUGCAGUAUGAACAUAUGUUUGAGUGUUUUCAGUGUUAUUUUAAAACUGCUAUUCAUAAAGAUCUCUAUUUACAUAAUCGUAAAAUGCAUCAGAAAACCAUUUUAUUAUGUGUUAUGUGUAAAUCUAAUUUCUAUAGUUAUAGUGAGUUACUGUGUCAUUUAUGCCCUGGAACAUAUGAUUCAGAAUAUGAGGUUAAAUUUAGAUGCUGUUUAUGUAAUGUAGACACCAUACCAUCACCAUUUAGAUUAAUGGUACAUCUUAGAAAGAUUCACCACACUUGUGAUGUAUGUUUAGAAUUUUGUCACAAUCAAACCCGUUUAUCAAAUCAUGUAUGGAAACAUAAAUUACAUCAUCUUUGUUAUCGUUGUGGCAUUGCCUAUAGAAAUAAGCUUGAUAUUACUAAUCAUUUAUUUUGGAAACAUGGCACUGAAAGUGUGUUGUGUAAAAAGUGUCUUCAGAAGAAAUGGCCUCACGUAUAUCAUUUUUGCUCACCACCAGCACUAUUUACAUGUGAAGAAUGUAGCUUACAGUUUACAAAAGCAGUAUAUCUGAAGGUUCAUAAAAGAUUCCAUUCAAAUGACUAUCCUCAUACUUGUGCUGAAGAUGGAUGUAGUGAGAAAUUUGUAUCAAAAAAAUUGUUGGUUAAACAUGUUGAUGAGCACAGAAAGAAAAUGAUAAUGGAAGAUUUAAAUGAAGAUCUACCUUCAAAGGAAACACCAUUAGAAGUAUCCAAAGAACCAAUUCCUAUUAUCGAUUUAAUUAAUGAUAAUCCAAAAGAUGAUGCUGGCACUUUAAACAGUAAUGCUGAGGCUGGAACUGAGCAACUUUCCAAAAAAGCAAAGAAGAAAAAAAAUAAAGAAAAAGAUGCUUUAUUAUUAGAUGUAAAUUUGCCAGCUUUGGAUUUAUCUGAAAGUGAUAGUGACGAAUCUGAUACUGGAAUACUUCCUACUAAUAAAGAAGAUGCACCAGAGGACAAAACAGAGGAUAAAAAAGACGAAAACUCAGAAACAGGUGUAAAUCAUAAUGAUAUUGUUAAAUUUAGUGAAGAUUUGCCAGCUUUAAUAGAAGAGAACCCAUCACAAGCAGAAGAAGAAAAACCUAGUGAACAGCAAGUUCUUGAUAUAUGGGAUAAUUUUAAGAAAUAUCAAGCCAAAGUGGAAAAACAGAAAGAAAAGACUCCACCUUUAGUUGUCAUUAGAAAACAUGUGUGUGAAUCUGAUCAUGAUUAUUGUCUAAUACCUUCAGACAUAAAUGGUGACGAAGAAUCAUUUGCUAUGGAUAAAAAGAAAAACAAGAAAUCUCCAAAAAAGAGGCAUGGCGAUUUAUCCUCUUCCAGUAGUAGUAGCAGUGAUAGUGACUCAAGUUGCUCAUGUGGUUCAAACUGUAGUUGUUCUUCAAGCAGUGGUUUAUCAUCAUCUAGUUCAUCCGAUUCAGAUUCCUCUGAUGAGUCUGGUAAUGAAAAGAAAAAGAAAAAGCAGCUAAAAAAGACACUACCAAAUAGAAGAAUGAGCAAUGGUUCUAAUGUUGAUGUUAUGGGUAUGUCCGAAACGCCAGUUUUAAUUCCAGAAAAGACAGAGCCGCCUAUUCCUGAGACAGAUUUAGAAACUGAUGAAAGUGAAACCGAUGAAGAAUUUUAUGAUAAACAUCCUCAAAAGUUAGCAAACAAACACACAGAAAAGCGUAAUCAAGUAAUAGCAGCAGCACCAUCUGAUGGUGGCUCAGUAUCGGGUGAGGCUAGUCGUCCUGGGACCCCAGUAAAUGAGGAAAAGGAGAUAAAGGAGUUAACUGAGACAAAAGAUGAAACAGAAUCAAAGGAGCAAACUGAAAUAAAAGAGUCAGUUGAAAUUAAAGAAAAACAACCAAGUAGUAAAAAGAAAAGUAAAAAGAAGAAGAAGUCAAAAAGUUCUAGAAAACAUGGACCUAUUAAGAUUAACAUUCCUAAGGAAGUUAUAGCAAAAUCGGAAGCAGAGGCCACACAACCUUUACUACCAAAUAAAAUAACAAUAUCUUUACAAUCUAACACCGUUCAACUACCUGAAGCACCUAGCAAGCCCAUACCUACUAGUACUACUAGCACACCAGUUACAUCUACGGAAAAUAAAAGAGCCUCGAAACGAAGGCGGGUUCCGAAUAAAUUUUAUGGUUACUCAAGUGAUGAAGAAACACCGCCAACUGUGACAGCUUUAAAACCACAUCUGCCGCCUAAAUUAGAAUGGAGAAAAGAAGACCUUCCUUCGCCUGUAACGCACAAAGCAAAGAAAGAACUACCCUCGACUGUCACUCCUCAGAGAAUGUAUAAUUAUAUAGAGCCUAUUAGAUUAACUACACCCAUUCCAGAUCCCGAGCCUCCGAAAAUUUUGAUGAAUACAGAAUCUAUGGAGUCCAGUGAUUCGGAUUCAAGUGACGAAGGACAAUUGGAAAUAUAUCAACCAAAUAGCUAUCAGGCACCAGCGCCUAUUCCACCUCCCACCUAUUUAAAUUCUGGCACGUCAAGUUUACCUUAUCCAUUCCAAAGGCCUGCUGUUCGCCAAGCGCGGGAAGGCGAAAGCGUGUAUUGCUACUGCCGGUGUCCUUACGAUGAGGUCUCUGAGAUGAUCGCCUGCGACGCCGAAGGGUGUUCCAUUGAAUGGUUUCACUUUGAGUGUGUUGGUAUCAUGGUACCACCCAAAGGUAGAUGGUACUGUCCAGAAUGUAGGAAAAAUCAAAAUUUCUCAGGUUACAGAUAAGUCUAAAUUGUAUAUAACUUGCUGUACUGAUAUAUGUAUAUAACUUAUUGAGGAUUGUAGAUAAUUAGCUUUACCUGUAUAUCUUUUUAGGUAGUUUGUGUAAGUUAUAGGUUAUUAGGUCUGAAGAAAUGUAUCAUUGUUAUAAAAGUACAUGUUAUGCUUGAUACUGGCUGUGCAGCCAAUUCUGUAACCUGGCAAAUUGUUACUGACGUUAACAUAUUACAGCAGAACGGAAAUAUAAAUCCGAUUUUUGA